Molecule: messenger RNA, 216 nt
Organism: Clunio marinus
Lineage: Eukaryota; Metazoa; Arthropoda; Insecta; Diptera; Chironomidae
Source: the annotation of a GenBank genome assembly
AUGCCGCGUUGCUAUAUAUUGAAAAAACAUGCCAAUCAAUCGAAAUCGACAGUAAAGGAUAAGCCGGUGCUUGGUGAUGGCAACACGACUCCAAGUUGGCAACCAAAAACUUCCAAUGUUGCCUUGAAACGACACGAUACACCAAUCAGUCCGAAGGAAGUGUAUGCUUCAAUUUGUUAUAAUAAUACACUAGAGAAUCAAAGUGUCUCUUGCUGA